GCGAGGGCGCUUCCACCACUCCAGCCUCCCAAAGUCGCAGUCAGGACACAAACUUUACGCACGACUUUUCUUCAGGAGCUCACCGGCACUGAAGGAUCACAGACGCAAGGCACAAAGACACAACAUUCUGUUCUCACCUGGAGUUCAAUUGAGCCUGAAGACAAGUUUACUGAAGAACUAACUUGGAAUACUUUUUUUUUUUGUUAAAUACAAAAAUGAACGUUCAAAAGGCAGCGUUGUUUGUGAGUUGGGCGAUUCUGUGCGCCGACGUCUGUCUGAGCCAGAGAGACUGCGCAGGUGUGGACUGUCCUGCUCUUCAGAACUGCAUCGAAACCGUUUCAGAAAAGGGCGCCUGCUGCACCACCUGUAAGCAGAGAGGCUGCACCUGCGAGGGUUACCAGUACUAUGACUGCGUCCGGGCAGGGUUCCGGAAGGGGAAAGUCCCAGAGAGGGAGUCUUACUUUGUGGAUUUCGGAAGCACGGAAUGCUCCUGUCCCCAGGGAGGAGGCAAAAUAGGCUGCCGGUUUAUUCCGUGCCCUGAAAUUCCCCCCAACUGCAUUGAUAUUUUACAACCUGCAGACGGCUGCAUGCAGUGCGGGCGAAUUGGCUGCGUGCACGGCAGCAAGAAAUAUGAAGCGGGACACUCCUUUCAGAUGGAACAGUGCCAGGUUUGCCACUGUCCGAAUGAAGGUGGAAAGUUAACGUGUUCACCCAUCUCUGGCUGCGACCUCCGAAAGGUCAAUAACCCAACAUGGGUGAGAAAGACAGAAAACAACAACCCUUCGAGGGACAUUAACGGUCGCCACAGCGGCCAACAAACAAGGCCCGUAGAACCCUUUCCCAAGCUGGCAGCGGGGAAAACUCUACCGCUGUAUAAGCAGGACCCACCCAGUUUUGGCACAGAGGAUUAUGACUACACACUUGCAGAACCGACAUCUCCCACAAUCCCAGAUCUGGCCCAGCCACUGGAAUCUACUACAGUACCACCAGCUCACCCCGAGUCAAGUUCCACGUCCUUCAGCUCUCAUGAUGACAGGAGACAUGAAAUGAGAGAAAAACAACAAAACCAGAAUCCAGCGAGGAGCAGCGAGGAGGAUGAAGUCACUCAUAACGCUGGUCCAACCACCGCAGGGGCCCAGACCAAAAAAACACCGCUGCUAACAACUACUAGUAGCGCACAGACGGCGACCACAGAGAACCACAGGCUGCUGCAGGAAAUUAGUCAAACGACCAGUAGACAUAACAGUGACGGGCACAGAGCGGUGCAGGACGCCGUGAGAGACGCAGCACACGCCGCACACGCCAACAAAACUGGCAGGCACUUCAGCCAUCACAAACGCAGCGACGGUCACGCCGCAAAUCACGACAGCUCCCACUCCGGCACUCACAGGGGACAUGUGGAGCAAAAGCAGACGCUCGGUAGAGAGGAGCAGGCCUCCUACCCCACCGUCCAGUUCCGUCCCACACACAGAGCCCCGGUCAGGAUGAAAGAGGAGGGUGAGCAGCCUCUACGACAGCCCCAGACCCUCCACAACUACCAGUCCCAGGAUGUGGAGGGAGACGCACGAGUGUCUGCCAAGGAGCUGGUGAAGACCUGCUGUGAGACGGGGGAGAAGUGGGCCUCGGCUAAUGGACACUGCGGCGACAUGGAGCCGCCCACAAAAGACAGACACUCCAUCUGCUGGACUUCCCAACAACAGUGCUGCCUCGGCUCCCUGAGAGAAAACCGGUGUUUGGCUGGAAUCAGCGCAGCCAGAGAGGGCCGCGUGUGCGAGGAGGAGGCCAGCGAUAAUUGUGGGAUUGACUCCUUCAAAGAGUGCUGCGGCUGCUGUUCACUGGGGCUGCAGUUCCGCAGAGAGGGACAUCACUGUGCAGCUCACCACUACCUGGGCUUCCACUGCAGACAUGUCUUUCUAAACUGCUGCAAGGCGGCGGCGGAGGAGGAGGAGGAGGAGGAGGAGCUGGCCGGGAAUCAAAAUGGCUGGCACACUGUCCGAGAGAAGCCCACCCAGGAUUCCAGUCCACCGCCGAAAAAAGUGUCAGACACUCCGUACCCUAAAGAGGCGUUCACCAUCGGGGAAGAGAGGGAAGGCGAGAACACCGUGGAGGGUCCCGUCGAGGUGGAGGACAUGGACGAGUGCCUGAUAUACGAGGGCACCAUCUGCCACCACAGAUGUGUCAACACGCCGGGCUCCUUCCGCUGCGAGUGCUUCCCGGGAUACGUGCUGCAAGACGACGCUUUCACUUGUGCACAAGAGAUGAUGGACGAGGAGAACAGACUGAAGGAGGAGGAGGAGGACGACAGAGGAGCAGCGGUGGAGUCCACCUCGCCCCCGCCACCUCCCUCCGAGGCCACUGUCCCAAUCAACCCGUGUGAAGGAAACGGCCCCUGCGAGCAACAGUGCACCCCAGUGGGCGGAAGGCCACAUUGCUCCUGCUCGACAGGAUUCUCCCUCAGGACGGACGGACGUUCCUGUGAAGACGUAAACGAGUGUCUGUCCGCGCACGCCUGCCAGGUGGACGAGCGCUGUGUGAACAGCGCGGGGAGUUUCAUCUGUCAGAGGCCGAUCGCCUGUCCCGCGGGAUACCACAUCAACAACGACAUCUGUGAAGAUAUAAACGAGUGUGUGCACAUGAGCCAUAACUGUGGCUUUGGCUUCGAGUGUGUGAACACUGAGGGCUCGUUCAGGUGCAACCCCACAACCCGCUGUCCUGCGGGCUACACGCCGGACACACAGGGCAACUGUAUAGACAUUGAUGAGUGCGGCGCUUUGGUCCAGCCGUGCAGCACGGGAUUCAACUGCAUCAACACAGCAGGGUCCUACAUGUGCCAGAGACAGAUUAUAUGCAGCCGCGGCUAUCACGCCAGCCCUGACGGAGCCCGCUGUGUCGAUGUGGACGAGUGUCAGAGUAAUCUGCAUCGAUGUGGAGAGGGACAGCUGUGCCACAAUCUGCCCGGCUCGUAUCGCUGUGAAUGUCAGACAGGCUAUCAGUACGACUCGUUCAGGAGGACGUGUGCGGAUAUAAACGAGUGUUGGCGUUACCCGAGUCGACUGUGUGCUCAGACCUGCGAGAACACUCUGGGCUCCUAUCAGUGCUCAUGCACCCCGGGCUUCCGCUUAUCCAGCGAUGGCAAGACCUGUGAAGAUGUGAACGAGUGUCUGGCCAACCCGUGCGGUCAGGAGUGUGCCAACGUCUACGGCUCGUACCAGUGCUACUGCAGACAGGGCUACUACCUCAGGGAGGACGGGCACACCUGCGACGACAUCGACGAGUGCACCCAGAGCAUCGGCCACCUCUGCACGUACAAGUGUGUGAACGCACCUGGCAGCUACCAGUGUGAAUGUCCAGAAUCUGGCUACACCAUGUCCCCUAAUGGACGCUCUUGCCGAGAUAUGGACGAGUGCACCACAGGGGCCCAUAACUGCAGCCUCGCCGAGACCUGCUACAACAUCCAAGGAAGUUACCGCUGCCUGUCCCUCAGCUGUCCGCCCAACUACCGCAAAGUGUCUGACACGCGCUGUGAGCGGAUCACUUGCCCAAACUACCUGGAGUGUCAAAACUCGCCGCUGAGAAUCACCUACUACUACCUCAGCUUCCAGUCCAACAUCAUCAUCCCCGCGCAGAUCUUCCGCAUCGGCCCGUCGCCCGCCUACUCCGGGGACAACGUCAUCGUCAGCGUCACGCACGGCAACGAGGAGAACUACUUCAGCACCCGCAAGCUGAACGCCUACACGGGCGCCGUGUACCUGCAGCGGCAGGUGGAGCGUCCGAGGGACUUCCUCCUGAACGUGGAGAUGAAGCUGUGGAGGCAGGGGACGUUCACCACGUUCCAGGCCAGGAUCUACGUUUUCAUCACGGCCAACUCGCUUUAACAGCCGGAGCCAAACUGGGGCCACUAUGGACCCGAGUACAGGACUCUUUCAGACCACUCUGUAACAAUGUCACCAGAUAAACCAGAUAAUGCCACUGUCUGCCGUUUAGUUAAUCUCACUUACUGUACGUGCGGCUGAAAUGAAUAUAAACACUUUGCUGUAGAGUAGUAAUAUGAAUGUAUUGCUAUGUAUCAGUGUCAGUGUGGUAUUUUUUUAUAAUUUCUGUCUUUUUAUUUCCCACUUUCAUACUUGAAAUUGCAGACAAUUGUAGUUGUUAAUAUCCUUGGCUGAGAAAACACAUUCCUUACAUUCGAAACAUCAUAAAAACGUGUAGAAAUCAAAGAUAUUUAUUAUCUUAACCAGGCGAGCGUAUGAAUACGUUAUGGGUCUCCUGUCAUCGUUCCGUUAUCAGAUGAUGAAUUCAUUUAAGAGGAGAACUAGGACGUUUCCACGGCAGCCAUUUUGACGCGUUUUGGCAGGAAACGCACACGUGUCACAGAUCACGCUAAUGAUGGCUCCGUUCACUCCGCCAGGAACGAAAAGUGUGAGGAAGCCAAAUGGAACUCAGCCAUCGUUACCUUGAUUUGCUUCUUCUUUUCUUGUCUUUUUUUACACUUGUGCUUUUCUUCCGAUCACCUGACAAAAUGUCUGCCGUUGUUUUUAAAGAGAUUCCAUUACAGAGCCUAUGGUGUAUUUUUUAUAUCCCUGUAAUCACACACACACACAUAUCAUAGAUGGAUGUAUCAUAUUUUUUUAUGCUGAAUUCUUAAGUAUUUUAGUAAAAUAUUGUGUAUAAA
Molecule: messenger RNA, 4672 nt
Organism: Solea senegalensis (Senegalese sole)
Lineage: Eukaryota; Metazoa; Chordata; Actinopteri; Pleuronectiformes; Soleidae
Product: fibulin-2-like
Exons: 17
Coding region: 216-3875 (1219 amino acids)
Cellular component (GO): extracellular region
Molecular function (GO): calcium ion binding
Source: RefSeq, a predicted model, not a curated record